Molecule: messenger RNA, 681 nt
Organism: Delphinapterus leucas (beluga whale)
Lineage: Eukaryota; Metazoa; Chordata; Mammalia; Artiodactyla; Monodontidae
Source: RefSeq, a predicted model, not a curated record
AUGUGCCCGGGCUCCCUCGCUCCCCUUCCUCAGGCCGCCGCUUACCCCGGGGUCUCUGGAAAUAAUGGAAGGACCCCCUCUGCAGCGUAUCUUUCUGAAGCUAUGAAGCUGACACAGUCUGAGCAGGCUCAUUUAUCACUGGAACUGCAAAGGGAUAGUCACAUGAAACAGCUUCUCCUCAUCCAGGAGAGGUGGAAGAGGGCAAGGCGGGAGGAAAGAUUGAAAGCCCAGCAGAGCACAGACAAGGAUGCCGCUGCCCAGCUUCAGGCAUCUCACAGACCCUCUGCUGAGGACGCAGACAGCCAGAGCCCCCUGCUCUCUCAGAAUUACAGCCCUUCCACAGAGAAACACUUGCCUGAAAUUCAGGGGGUCUUUGACAGGGAUCCAGACACACUACUAUUUUUACCUCAGCAGAAGAGUGAGCCAACAGAGCUGUGCAUUGGAAGCAAAGCCCCAAGAAAUGAUAAAACAAUUAUAGAGGAGCAGGCAACCCAAAUUGCAGAUUCGAAGAGGCAUGUGGAAUUCUUCGUGGCUGAGAAUGAAAGAUUAAGGAGAGAAAAUAAACAGCUAAAGGCUGAAAAGGCCAGACUUCUAAAAGGCGAAAGCCAAGGAUAUUCCAAUAUCCAGUCUUCCUCCCUUGGAUUUUCCAUCUCCAGAACGUCCCCUCAUGGAACUCUCUGA